AUGAAAGCAGACGGGCGCGAGCGAGUUCGUGCUCUUAGCACCUCUUUCUCAGUUCAGAGAGAAUCGUGGAUAAACACGCUUUCGAGGCAAUCUCUGAUGGACUGGCACCCUCUUGAAAUACCUGCCGUCUCGACUCUCUCGCCUCAACUUCUUCGAGGCGAAUUGAUCGAGCUUCAAGGAGCUCAGCGAGGUAGAAAGUUUGGAUACAAGGACCGUCGUCCAGUGGCGCCUCCAUCUGUAGUCCAAUUGCGCCUUUUUCAAACCCUCGGCGAUGGCAUUGAACGCGAAGUCGAAGACUACAGCCUCCUCCAGAGCUACCCAGCGCUUACGAAACCACUUCCUCCGAGUUAG
This is a messenger RNA of Punctularia strigosozonata HHB-11173 SS5, 351 nucleotides long. RefSeq lists its product as uncharacterized. Lineage: Eukaryota; Fungi; Basidiomycota; Agaricomycetes; Corticiales; Punctulariaceae. The record is from RefSeq and is a predicted model, not a curated record. The transcript has 4 exons. The coding region runs from base 1 to 351 and encodes 116 amino acids.